AUGAAUCAAAAUGGAUUUCUCGAUAUGAAUUUCAUUUUUUUUAAAGGUGUUCCAAAAUUAAUGCAGGUAGCUGAUGAUAUGAAUCGAAUGACGAAUUACAUGAUGGAUCUACGUAAUAUUGCCUUUUGCACAUUUAUGAUUUCGAUAAUUGGUGGAGUAAUAUUUUUGGUGCUCCAAAUAUUGAUAAGGCGUCAACAAGUUACAAAACGAAGAAGCGACAUCAUGAAGAAGAAGACUGGGGAAUUCAAACGAAAUAAUUUCAUGCAUUCAAAUAAUGGUGCAUAUCAAAAUUACAUGAAUGGCAAAUCGACGAUAAUCACUUUAGAGAAACCGUAUGAUAAACCACUACCAACAAUAAUCAAGGAAUGUUCCAUUGAUAUAUCAUGA
This is a messenger RNA of Dracunculus medinensis (Guinea worm), 387 nucleotides long. The record is from the annotation of a GenBank genome assembly. NCBI's taxonomy places the organism in Eukaryota, Metazoa, Nematoda, Chromadorea, Rhabditida, Dracunculidae.